Messenger RNA from Prorocentrum cordatum, 507 nucleotides. The record is from the annotation of a GenBank genome assembly. Lineage: Eukaryota; Dinophyceae; Prorocentrales; Prorocentraceae.
AUGCACAAUUCCAAGUGCGCCAAGGAGAGCAAGCGCGACGCCAACUCCAUCGCCUCAGCCAAGAAGCUGACAUUGGCGACCAAGUACAAGGAGCUGGAGCUCCACGGCCUGGCUGACAUGGGCGUCAAGCUGCAGGAGUCUAGCACCGAGGUGCAGCAACUGGAGCGGGAGACCCGCAUCGCCAUGUUUCGCGCGCGCGGCCUCGCGGGCAACGUCAGCCACGACUUCGAGGCCCCCCGGGGCGCCAUCGUUCUCGCGGCAGAUGGGCACCUCAAGAUGAAGAAGCCGUGGUCUGGAGCCCCCGCCAACGAGGCACUGGAUCGCAACGUGCUGGCCCGACACCUGCCCAGCGGCCGCAGGCGGACGGCCCCAGAGGGCCCCGACGUCGCCGAGAGGGCGUUGACCCAGCAGGGCCGCUGCCUGGCCAAGCGGGGGCCCUGCCUUGCCGCCGAUCGGAGGGAGGCCCCCAGCGUCCAGGCGGCCGAAGGGGGCCACGUCUGCGCCACG